Messenger RNA from Spizellomyces punctatus DAOM BR117, 2128 nucleotides. RefSeq lists its product as uncharacterized. NCBI's taxonomy places the organism in Eukaryota, Fungi, Chytridiomycota, Chytridiomycetes, Spizellomycetales, Spizellomycetaceae. The transcript is spliced from 3 exons. Bases 182 to 1927 code for a protein of 581 amino acids. The record is from RefSeq and is a predicted model, not a curated record.
AUUGCUUCUUUUUCACGAGUUGAUGGGAUUUCCUUUUUUCCUCGCGUGAGGUUUUUUAUUUUUUUUUAUUUUCCUGAUUUGGGUCCAACGACGAGGAACGACGACGACGACGACGACUUUUGCACGUCGAUGUCGUGGAUGCCGACUUCAUCCGUGUCGUAUUGCCACAUCAAAAAUAGUUAUGAGCGUACAAUGUACUUGGCUAUGGGCGGUUCUGCUGGUGUAUCUUGCGGGGGCGGUUGAAGCGUCCUCGUCUUCGGCCACAAUCGAUUAUGGUCGCAUUGGUCACGAUCGUACAGCGUCAGGGCAGUUAAUGGUGCUGCCAGAUGUUGAAUUUCGGAAUGCGAGUUCUUGGAUCAUAGGUGUCGCAUUAGUGGCCGUCGUCGGUAUUGGAUUGGGGUUGGUGUUGGGUCAUAUCGGCAAGAUGCGAAUGCACCGUUCUUGGAUAUCGAGUCCUUCACCAAGUCUCUUGGAUGUAGCAUGGAAUGGGCGUUGCCUGCCGCCCAUACCAUCCGCGCAGACUCCCUCAUAUGAUACAACUUUUACCCAAGGGCUCGACAAGGAGGAGCAACAGGAAAGCGCCAGAACAAGAUCCUUGAAUCAUCCUGUAGACAUAGCAUCCUCAGAGGAUGACCCGCCUGGUCCUGGGUCUUCGCCACAUCCCUGCGACCAACACGAUGCUUUUACACCUCAUCAUCUGCCUUUGAACCUUGUAUCAUCCUCGACCCGUCCGGAGUCUCCCAGCUUGGAAUGCAUUCAAGAUCAAUCAUCACACACAACUGCCGCUGCUGCUGAACCUGCUGGCCUACAACAACCAGCACCUUCCUUGUCUACACCGGCAUCGGCUAUACUGGAUUCACCCGCUGCAAGCACGAAAUCGAAUUCUCGGAAGAAAAACAGACACUCUCGGAACAACUCGUUUGCAACUUCCCUCGAUGGCUCAACAACAACUUCUACCGCUGCAAGCGCGACGAAACCAAAGCCAAACCCAUCACCACGUUCAUCUUCGACUGGAAUUCCACGGUCUGGCGGCGGCAACGAUAAACGCCGUGCUGCGAAAGCAGGUCAAAACACGCACGAUUAUUCGGCAAACCAGCCUCCUACAGCGAUCAACAAUAAAAAUCGUCACGGCCGAGACUUGCACAAAUCUGCGUCGACUACGCAAUUACAGCUACCAUCAUCCCGAAACGAGAAAAGACCGGUGAACGAGUACAGAGAGUUGAAACAAGUGACAAGGGCCAAAGCGUCUCAUGCUAGGUCCUUCUCUGGCUCACAUUUGGAAUCCACCGCCGCUACCGCACGUAAGCAUUAUGAUCAACAACCAGAGACUUCCCAGCAACAUACCUUUGCUGCAUCGCCCAUCCGGGGAGCGGCCUGGUCGUCUUCGUUUUCUACCGCUACAAGUCCUUCCAACCGUUUGCAUACUGCCUCGAUUAAGGCUGUAUCACCUCCUCCGGGUUUGUCUGAACCAGACGUCUCGGCUGCUCGAUAUCAUCAUGGAUGGACACGUUCGGCUCCGUCACCCCCACCUUCCUAUGAAGCUGUCAUGGAGGAAGCCCGUCGAGAAACCUCUGUCAAGCGGACCGGUUUCGGCCAACAGCAAUGGUACUCGCCUUUUGUCUCUGGAUUGAGUCUUGAUCUGGAUUUGAACAAUCGUGCCCGCGGACAUGGGCACGAGUCGAGAGUUAUCAAACCGGAUGCGCAUUCGUCGGAGGAGCAAGUGACUGUUCCUUCUUCGACACCAGUCGGAUAUGCUCCACCUCUACAUGCACCAGGUUUUCAUACAGGGUCAAAGGGAGGUCAAGACAAGGGCGUGGUUUCCAGGCUUAGACGACAACAAACCCGACAGGACGGGGCACAGCAAGGACAACAGUUUAGUUUAUUCGACAGACGUCUCUCUUUUACGGUUGGUCGUAGUGACAGUUAAUGAUAUCUACUUAAAAGCAUUUUAUAGCUGGAUGGAGGCUUGCGCAUGGUGGGCCUGUAGACCAGGGUAGACGUGAUAGUAUUUUGUAUAGGCGGUUUCUUUUUCUUCCAAAGUAUUCCAAGGUGUUUCCUUGUGAGUGCUUUUGUUGUGUAUAGUAGACAUACCCGGUUCAUUUAAAAGAUAUUAUUCUCGCAACUGUAC